This is a messenger RNA of Anoplopoma fimbria (sablefish), 972 nucleotides long. RefSeq names its product meprin A subunit alpha-like. The transcript is spliced from 4 exons. The record is from RefSeq and is a predicted model, not a curated record. Lineage: Eukaryota; Metazoa; Chordata; Actinopteri; Perciformes; Anoplopomatidae. Gene Ontology annotation, molecular function: protein binding. The coding region runs from base 26 to 676 and encodes 216 amino acids. Gene Ontology annotation, cellular component: membrane.
CACAUGGAAAAUCGCCCACGUCCCAAUGGAGGUAGGGGUGAAAUUCCGCUAUUCUUUCCAAGCGGUGCGCGGCGACCCCUCGGCAUCCGCCGGUGGCAUCUACAUCGACGACAUCAGCCUGACAGAGACACGCUGCCCCAACGCCGUGUGGACGAUCAAGAACUUCUCCAAGAUCAUGGAAACGGCCGACAUCAACACAGUUAUGGACAGCCCUCGUUUCUACAGCCCCGAAGGCUACGGCUAUGGUGUCCGUGUCAUGCCAUUGUCGAGUUACGCUGACUACACCGGGAACUACAUGGGGCUUUACUUCCACCUGGUCAGCGGGGAGACCGACGCAGUGAUGCAGUGGCCGGCGGUAAACAGACAAGCCACCUUGGUAGUGAUGGACCAAGACCCAGACAUUAAGCUGAGGAUGUCAACGGCUCGCAGCCUUACCACUGAUAUGAGGAAGACACCAGACGGACAGCUGUUUUGGGACAAUCCCUCCAAGGUGGGGACGUACGAUUCUUCCUGCAGUUGCUACAGAAGCGGAUCAUGGGGCUGGAGAAACUUUGUAAAGCACUUUGACCUCAUGCGGCGCAAUUACCUCAAGAACGACGACCUCAUCAUCUUUGUCAACUUUGAGGACAUAACAUCACUGAUCAAUACAGAAGUUCCCAUUAAACCGUCCGUGUAAGGUCACACAGGAGUUUACAUCAUGAUUAACUGGAGUUAUCAGAUGCAACAUAUGCAGCCGGGAUGAGAAGAACGACCUGUAAUGAUGAAGAAAGAAUGGAAGAUUACUGCUAUGACACAACAUAAGAGUUAUACACAUAAUAAAAAAAAGUUAUAUUUGGUGAAUAAUCAAUAAAUAAGAGUUGCAACAGAGUUUAUGCUUUAUAAGCUUUUAAAGAGCAUCGUCAUUUUGAACAACAAAGUUAUUUUGCAUUGAACUGUCUUAAUGAAAACUAUUAAAUUAAGCUGUUAAAGAAC